Carica papaya (papaya) is the source of this 1812-nucleotide messenger RNA. RefSeq lists its product as uncharacterized. The record is from RefSeq and is a predicted model, not a curated record. Gene Ontology annotation, molecular function: transcription coregulator activity; protein binding. Gene Ontology annotation, cellular component: histone deacetylase complex. Lineage: Eukaryota; Viridiplantae; Streptophyta; Magnoliopsida; Brassicales; Caricaceae. Gene Ontology annotation, biological process: regulation of DNA-templated transcription.
UUUACCUUAUUAUCUUCCUCUUUCUCUCUCUCUCUCUCAAAAGCUGUGCAUUUUCAGGUCUCAUUUCAAAAUCUCAUUCCUACUGCAUUUAAACUCUCUGAUCCGAUAUAAACCCCAAACACCUCACCCCGAAAUCCUCCGGUUUCGCGCAUGGUUUAAACUUUCUAUUCCCACAGACAGACACAGAUAUAUUGUGCAUAAAGAAAGACAAACUCGCUUCAAUUGUGACACCACUGUGGCUUGGGCUUGAAUACUUGUAAUUUGGACCAUUUAUUGCGAUCAAACUGAGCCCGUGAACCAGUGACGGGGUUCGUUCAUCGAGGCUGUUCGCAUUCAACGCUUCCUCAAAGUAUUCGUGAAUUUUCAUUGGAAGGAUUCAUUUCCACUCUGUAAGAGAAGUAUUCAGAAGUAUUGUUUUAGAAGGCAAAUUUUGGCCAAUUGCUAAAAUUCCACUAAUACGAGCAAAACCCUUUGAGAAAGAAGCUGGCCAAUUGUGUUUGAUUGAUGGGUUAUCUUUAAGCCAACUAUCGGGUUUUUUCUGGUGACGGGAGAUUUAGAGAUUUUGGGUGUUGGAUUCCUGUCAAUUGCUCUUUCUUUAAUUUAUAAAAGCUUAAUUUAUCCAAAAUUUGGCGGGUGAAAUUGAGGUCAACGAAAUGCUGGAGUCUGAAUUGUGCUCAGCUCGAGUUCUCUCACCUUUUCGUGAGGAAAGUGGCGAUGAAGAGCUCUCUGUUCUUCCCAGGCACACCAAAGUUAUUGUCACAGGAAACAACAGAACAAAGUCUGUUUUGGUGGGCUUGCAAGGUGUGGUGAAGAAGGCUGUCGGGCUCGGUGGUUGGCAUUGGCUGGGUUUGGGCUUUAUCUUUUCCCCGAGAUUGAAGGUAGCUGUCUCGUCUCAUAACUCAUCUUGUUCACAGUCUUCCAUGAGUAAUCAAGUUCUGAAGAAUGGUGUUGAGGUUAAGCUGCAGAGGAAUGCACUCUCUGUCUUGGAACAUCCUACUGGAAAUGAAGUAGAUGAAGAUGAUUUUGAUAACUCCAGCAGUGGCUCAGACAUUUGUGAAAAGGAUCAUGAUUUUUCUAGUGGUAUUGAGUUUCAUAGACUUAGCAAACCAAGAGUUAGGCAAACAAGGCCAUGGAUUCCAUCUUCAUCGACAAAGACUAAUCGCAGUAGUUACAGAGAUGUUCAGUCCAUUAUUCAUGCACCUCAACCAAAAGUGAACCUGGCAAAGUUGGAAACGAGCUCAUUGGGGAGAUAUUGCAAACACUUUAACCUUGCUGGCAUCGGUUCUGAUUCAUCAAGGGAACAGAUGCUGAGGGCUGCACAGAAACAUUUUAUUUCACAGGUGCGAUGUAACGAGGCACAAGUGAUAUCUGAGUUCAUAGUUGCGGCAAAGAGACUGAAGAAGAGCGGGCAGUGAGGAGGUUUGGAUGUUAAAAUGCAUUGUAUAAUUAUAUAACGUAUAAACUCUAACCUUUAGGUCAGGAUCUAAUCAUAGGUUAAUGUGGGAAGAAGGGUUAGUUGGCAAUCCCAAUUUCUUCCAGAACUCUUAACCCUGCACUUGUAUGUCUACAAAAAUGAGGAUGGGUGUGGAUAGAUUUGAAUGUGACUUGAAAAAAAAAAAAAAAAAAAAACUGGCAUUGGUUGAUGGAUCAAAUUAAACUAUGGAUUGAUGGUAGAUUUGGUAAGAGUAAAAAAUUUAAAUUGAGAUUGGACUGUGGCAACUGAACCUUUAAAAACUGUUUCCAAUGGUUGUAGGAGAUGAUCACAUCCGCAUAGGUAAUUAUAUAAUUGGAUUAAUAUUAGAAAUUGGAAAA